Messenger RNA from Falco peregrinus (peregrine falcon), 5719 nucleotides. It is a transcript of the gene ANO1, whose product is annotated as anoctamin 1. Gene Ontology annotation, biological process: chloride transmembrane transport. The coding region runs from base 124 to 3267 and encodes 1047 amino acids. NCBI's taxonomy places the organism in Eukaryota, Metazoa, Chordata, Aves, Falconiformes, Falconidae. The transcript has 28 exons. Gene Ontology annotation, cellular component: plasma membrane. Gene Ontology annotation, molecular function: protein dimerization activity; chloride channel activity. The record is from RefSeq and is a predicted model, not a curated record.
AUGAGCGCGCCCUCCCGGAGAAAAGGCGAGGGAGGGGGGGAAGGGAGGAGGAAGAGGAGGAGGGAUCCUGGCAAGUUCAGUUUGGUACCAAGUGGCGGCUAGGCUGCGGGGCUCGGCUAGGCGAUGGAUAAGGAUGAGAUCCACCUGCGCAGGCUGCCGGCCGCAGCGCCCUGGGGACCACACGCAGACAGUGAGUUUCAUGGGGUAGAUUUUCUGCCAGAAGAUCUCAACGAGGCUCCAGAGGAGACAGUGAUGAGGGUGAACAAGAAAUACUCCUGUCUACCUGCUGAGGAGAAGGGAAUCCACAUUAUCAACAUCCGAGCUAUUGAGGAUAUAGGAUAUGACCAGCAUGAGAGUACAUUAUUAAAUUCCCUAUCCAAAAAUCCAGAUGCUGACUGCAAAUAUGGACUCUACUUCAGAGAUGGCAAGAGAAAAGUAGACUACAUCCUAGUUUAUCAUUACAAGAAGUCCUCUGCAGGGAGGACACUCGCCAGGAGAGUUCAUCAUAAUGAUUCAAGUGCCCGAAGCACCAAGCAGGACCAGCCACUUCCUGGGAAGGGAGUGCACCUGGAAAUGGGAGAAAGUGAACCUCACGUGGAUUACCAUGAAGAUGACAAGAGGUUUCGCAGGGAGGAGUAUGAAGGGAACCUUGUGGAGGCUGGUCUGGAACUGGAACGUGAUGAGGACACUAAAAUCCAUGGCAUUGGAUUUGUAAAAAUACAUGCACCGUGGAAUGUAUUGUGUCGAGAGGCAGAAUUUCUUAAGCUCAAGAUGCCCACAAAAAAGAUGUAUCAGAUCAAUCAAACCCAUGGUCUUCUGAAAAAGAUUAAUUCCGUAAUUCAAAAAAUAACAGAACCCAUCCAGCCAAAAGUAGCAGAACACAAACCUCAGACAGUGAAGCGCCUCUCCUAUCCUUUCUCCAGAGAGAAGCAGCACUUAUUUGAUUUGUCUGACAGAGAUUCCUUCUUUGACAGCAAAACAAGAAGCACUAUAGUUUAUGAAAUACUGAAAAGAACGACGUGUACCAAAGCAAAAUAUAGCAUGGGGAAAGGAGAGGGAAGAAAGAAGGAAACUACCCUUUUAAAUAAAAGACGAAAAUGUGGUAAAUAUGGGAUCACCAGUCUGCUUGCCAAUGGAGUUUACAGUGCUGCGUAUCCUUUGCAUGACGGUGACUAUGAAGGUGAAAACAUUGAACCUAAUGACAGAAAACUCCUGUGUGAGGAGUGGGCAAGCUACGGAGUUUUUUAUAAGUACCAGCCAAUUGACCUGGUCAGAAAAUACUUUGGAGAGAAGAUUGGACUGUAUUUUGCCUGGCUGGGAGUUUAUACACAAAUGCUUAUUCCAGCUUCAAUUGUAGGGAUCAUAGUUUUCCUAUACGGCUGUGCAACUGUGGAUGAGAAUAUACCAAGUAUGGAAAUGUGUGACCAGAGGAACAAUAUCACCAUGUGUCCCUUAUGUGACAGAACAUGCAGUUACUGGAAGAUGAGCUCUGCUUGUGCGACUGCUCGUGCAAGCCAUCUGUUUGAUAACCCUGCAACUGUCUUCUUCUCAGUCUUCAUGGCUCUCUGGGCUGCCACCUUCAUGGAACACUGGAAGAGAAAACAGAUGCGUCUCAACUACAGGUGGGACCUGACUGGGUUUGAAGAGGAGGAGGAGGCAGUCAAGGAUCAUCCAAGAGCAGAAUAUGAAGCUAAAGUUUUAGAAAAAUCACUGAGAAAAGAACACAAACAUAAAGAGAAGCACCGAUAUUUUCCAGAAGAGACAGCAAACAAAUGGAGACAAAGAGUUAAGACAGUCAUGGCUGGGGUGAAAUUGACAGAUAAAGAAAAGCUGACAUGGAAGGAUCGUUUUCCAGCCUAUCUAACCAAUUUUGUUGGCAUUAUCUUCAUGGUUGGGCUGACAUUCGCCAUAGUGUUUGGAGUCAUAAUAUACCGGAUCUCGACUGCAGCUGCACUGGCAAUCAGUUCAACUCCCUCGGGCCGGUCAAGCGUUAGGGUCACCGUCACUGCCACCGCAGUCAUCAUCAAUUUGGUUGUUAUCAUCAUCCUGGAUGAAGUAUACGGCUGCAUUGCAAGGUGGCUAACUCAGAUCGAGGUGCCAAAAACUGACAAAAAUUUUGAAGAGCGGCUGAUUUUUAAGGCUUUCCUGCUGAAAUUUGUCAAUGCCUACACACCCAUUUUCUACGUCGCUUUCUUCAAAGGCCGAUUUGUUGGACGUCCAGGAGACUACGUCUACAUUUUCCAUUCUUUCCGAAUGGAAGAGUGUGCUCCAGGCGGUUGCCUGAUGGAGUUGUGCAUCCAGCUCAGUAUCAUCAUGUUGGGCAAGCAGCUGAUUCAGAACAAUUUGUUUGAGAUUGGCAUCCCAAAAAUGAAGAAAUUUAUACGAUACAUGAAAUUAAAGCGUCGGCGUUCUUUAGACCAUGAAGAGCACAUGAAAAAAAAGCAGCGUUAUGAAGUGGACUAUAACCUGGAGCCUUUCGCUGGACUUACCCCUGAAUAUAUGGAAAUGAUUAUUCAGUUUGGGUUUGUAACUUUGUUCGUUGCAUCCUUCCCGCUGGCGCCUUUGUUUGCUUUGUUGAACAACAUCAUUGAAAUCCGUCUAGAUGCGAAAAAAUUUGUUACUGAGCUGAGGAGACCGGUAGCAGUCAGAGCAAAGGAUAUAGGAAUCUGGUAUAAUAUCCUCAGAGGUAUUGGAAAGCUUGCUGUCAUCAUAAAUGCAUUUGUGAUCUCAUUCACAUCCGACUUCAUUCCACGCCUCGUGUACCUGUAUAUGUACAGUGAGAAUGGCACCAUGCAUGGCUUCGUGAACCAUACACUAUCUUCUUUUAAUGUCAGCGAUUUUCAAGCAGGAACAGCUCCAAACGACCCCAUGGAUCUUGGCUACGAGGUUCAGAUAUGCAGAUACAAAGACUAUCGAGAACCCCCCUGGUCUGAAAACAAGUAUGACAUUUCAAAGGAUUUCUGGGCUGUCCUAGCAGCAAGAUUAGCAUUUGUGAUAGUUUUCCAGAACUUGGUCAUGUUUAUGAGUGACUUUGUUGACUGGAUUAUCCCAGACAUUCCCAAGGACAUUAGUCAGCAGAUUCAUAAAGAGAAAGUUCUCAUGGUGGAGGUCUUCAUGAGAGAAGAGCAAGGGAAGCUGCAAAUGCUAGAAACCUGGAAAGACAAGGACAAGAAAAAAGGUGAAAACUGUAACAAUCACAGCCCCAGACUCUCCAGGAGCCACAGUGGGAGCUUGUCCUCCUGCCAUUCGUAUCCUCUUGAUGUAUAGAAGAGGAGGGAGUUCGGUGUGUUGGGGCAUUCCACUGAUCCACAAGCCAUCGCGUAAAGGGCAGGACUCGAUUAAUGGACAACCUGGUGCAUGUUGAAGGAUGUGCUGCCAUUUUGCUCCCAUCUUUGUGAGAAAUGCUCUUACAAAUAUGGAGGACCACAUUCUAUUUCUGAUAAUGUUGGGUUUUUUUCUUUUGCACAAGCAGUAAUGCAGGGAAUUUUUAUAUUUCAUCAUUAGGUAACACUAUUGACAUUGGUGUGCAUUAAUAAAUGCAGGUACUUAGUAUGUCUUGAUAGAGAUAUUCUCUGAGAAUCUGACCUUUAGCCUAUUAAUGAAGUAAUUAAAUUAAGGUACAUUUUAAGUAAUAAUAAUACUAAUUCAAAAUAUUUUUGGAACCCCAGGCUUGAAGGUCCAUGGGAUAACUCGAUAAAGUAUAUGCAAACUCAGCUUCAGGUUGUGCCCUAGUAUUCCUUUUGGCGGGAGGGAAACCAUGCCGAGCCCACCAGGCUGACUCUGUUUCCAGGACAGGGUUUAGCUCUGCGGGCAAACAUCUGUGUUUGAACCUGCAGGUCUGAAACCAGCGGAGCUCUCGCUGAGCUGUAGUGUCACACCAGCGUGUGGGGCACUUGUGGCAAUCUGCUGUGUACCCAGGGCCCCCUCCGGGGCACUGCUGUCUUCAUAAACAUCAGAAAAGUGAAUCUGGAAAAGUUGGUUUUUAUCAGUGAGCGACUGAUGUGGAUGAAGGUACCUCAGUGCCCCAGACUGCAGCAGCUGUGUUUGAGCAGUCGUAGAAUCGUAGGAUGGUUUGGAUUGGAAGGGACCUCUAAAGGUCAUCUGGUCCAGGCCCCCAGCAAUGCCUCACUUGUGGCUGGGCAGAGCAGCACAGUUUUGGAGAGCCUCCCGGCAGGUAGGUGAUCACAGAACGUUUUGAUAAAUGCCCUGAACUAAAGAGCACACAUAGAGAGCUACAGUGACUCACACUGCCCUGCCUAGUACUUGGGCACUGUUGUUGCUGAGGAAAGUCCCUUUUGCCCAUGGGUUUAGCACAUCCCUUUCUCAGCCAGGUUUUUCUCUGUAGCCCUCUGUUCUCUGCAGGAGAAAGGAGUCUGCACCCACUUUUCCCAGGCAGUUGCUCCUGCAGACUUUCUGCUGUUGGAUGGCAUUUCCCAGAGGAGUAAAUUCAAAAUACAUCCCACUUACUGUCUUCAAUGGAAGUUUUGCCUGCACUGGGGCUACAGGACCAGACCUUCAGUUAGUUACAGGACUUUUCUUUUGUCUUAAAAAUACUUUUUUGUACAAGGAGCUUCCUUAAAGUGUAAGUCUGAAAUCCCUACUUACGAUGCCUAGCUCAAUCCCAUCAGUACAACUCUUUUUAAGCAUAGUACAUUUUAGUUUUGCUUUGUCAAACGAUAAACUGCACUUCCAAAUAACAUUGGUGCAAUUAACCUCAUUUCUUUUAUUGCUUUGUCUUGUUCAUGGCACUUGCAUUACAAAUAUAAAACUGAAAAAUAGAAUAAAAAUGAAAGAUUUCUUUAAAGUCUAACUACUGUAUGGUUUGUUACAAAACCAAAUGUCAAAGACUGUUUUCAAGAAUUAGUUAUUUCUUUCUCCUUUUCUUUUUUCUUUGCCAAACUAAUUUAAAGAUUAAUGCUAGAACUUAAAAAAAUGCCAUAUUUAGCUUUUGAUAUAUUUAUUUGUUUUAAAGUAUGUGAUGAACUUGAUAUUUUUCUGUAGUCUGUCCAAAGAAGGUAGCAGAAAAAUUAUGUGGAAGAAAGAAAAUGGUAUUAACCAAAUAUUCUUGAAGCUUAUUUAAAAUAUUGAUCCAACCAAAGAUUUUUAUUAAUAAAGGGCUUAUAUUUUGUUAACUCUUGUUUCUGUUGUAUUUUGACUUGCAGGAAUGUCACUAUUUGUAAAAUUUGUAACAUGGUAGCUUCCUACUGUAGGGCCAAAUCCUGCCUGAUUUAUUCACACAAGAAGCAUUACGCCUGGUGAGUAAGUGUUUACCAGAUCAGGCCCGCUGACUGCAAUAGGACUGUGAGUGGGAAUAAGUCAAGCAGAAUUCUGUCCAAACAUCUUGUUGGAGAAGUGUUCUUCCUCUCAUUCCUUGGUAGCCCAAAAGAUCCAGAAGAAAGCCAAACAUGAACUACCUGUUCUGAAGAGAAAUCUUAGGGGAACUUCCUCGGAGAGGAUUUCAUCUGUAAAUACUUAUCCGAAAGUAUUCCCAACUUAAUACUGACAUUCCUGUAAAUGGUAGAACUAUAUCCUGAACACAUGAGAAUUUUUCAUUACUUGCUGAAAUCAUGAAACAGUAACAGUUGCUUAUACUUUCUUUUGUACAGUAAAUUGUUUGAAAUGGAAUUUUGUAUAUAAAAUACUGUAUUGCUACUUAGAUAACUAUAAAACUCUUUCAUGGAAUCAUUUUUUAAGAAAAGCAAAUAUAUACUAAACCUGU